UUCGGCCCGCACUUCAGCGCCGGCUUCGUGCCAUGGAGUGUGCCCUUCUGCUCCCGUCGCUUUUGCUGGUAGCUGCUUAUCCGGAGGGUGGGAGCCCCCAGCAGGAGUGGAUGCAAACCUCUCCCGCGCCUUCCGUGACCUCAGCACCUUUCUCGGUGCGCCUUAGUCCGGAGCUGGAGGCCGUGCCUCCCGGGGGCUCAGUGUGGCUUAACUGCAGCCACAAUUGCCCCCUGCCGGUGCAUUCCAGCCUGCGCACUCAACUGCGGCAGGGAAAGAUAGUCAAUGGAUCCGGCUGGGUAUCUUACCAGCUACUGGAUGUGAGAGCCUGGGAUUCCAAGGUGCGCUGCGUCGUCACCUGCGCAGGAGAAACCCGAGAGGCCAUCGCCAGGAUCACUGCUUACAAACGGCCCAGAAGCGUGAUCUUGGAGCCUCCGGUCCUAGUGGGCCGCAAGUACACUCUGCGAUGCUAUGUGACACACGUGUUCCCAGUGGGGUUCUUGGUGGUGAGCCUGAGGAAAGGUGGCCGAGUGGUUUAUCGUGAAAGUCUGGAGCGCUUCACCGGCUCAGAUUUGGCUAAUGUCACUUUGACCUACGACGUGAUGCGGGCCGGACUCAACGACCUCUGGCUACCACUCACCUGCCACGCGCGCCUCAAUCUCGGCGGGCUAGUGGUGCGCAGCAGCUCGGCACCUGUUAUGUUGACAGUCCUCGCUUUAAGCCCAGCCUCCAUAGCCUUGGCCUCUACCUCCAUCGCAACCCUGGUCGGGAUCCUCCUGGCUGUGGGGGCUGUCUACGUGCGCAAGUACCUGGCUGUGCAGACUCAGUUAUAGAUCGGUUUCGAUGCCUGACAAGAGGGAGGGGAAAAGCAGCCCAGAGUAAUUAAUUCAGAGACUCUUGUUGGGACAAUAAAGUCUUCCUCCUCAGUC
Molecule: messenger RNA, 926 nt
Organism: Apodemus sylvaticus (European woodmouse)
Lineage: Eukaryota; Metazoa; Chordata; Mammalia; Rodentia; Muridae
Gene: Icam4
Product: intercellular adhesion molecule 4 (Landsteiner-Wiener blood group)
Exons: 3
Coding region: 33-830 (265 amino acids)
Biological process (GO): cell-cell adhesion
Cellular component (GO): membrane
Molecular function (GO): integrin binding
Source: RefSeq, a predicted model, not a curated record